Molecule: messenger RNA, 1586 nt
Organism: Echinops telfairi (small Madagascar hedgehog)
Lineage: Eukaryota; Metazoa; Chordata; Mammalia; Afrosoricida; Tenrecidae
Gene: PEF1
Product: penta-EF-hand domain containing 1
Exons: 5
Coding region: 7-876 (289 amino acids)
Biological process (GO): COPII vesicle coat assembly
Molecular function (GO): calcium ion binding
Source: RefSeq, a predicted model, not a curated record
GUCGCCAUGUCCAGCUAUCCGUACGGGCAGGGCUGCCCAGGAGCUGCAGGGCAAGCACCCGGAGCCCCUCCGGGUAGCUACUACCCUGGGGCCCCCCAUGGCGGGGGCCAGUAUGGAAGCGGAGUACCCCCUGGCGGUGGCGGUUUCGGGGGCCCUGCCCCUGGAGGGCCUUAUGGACCACCAUCUAGUGGCGGACCCUAUGGUCACCCCAACCCUGGUGGACUUCCCUCUGGAAUGCCAGGAGGACCAUAUGGCGGUGCGGCCCCGGGGAGCCCCUAUGGUCAGCCGCCUCCAAACGCCUACAGUGCCCAGCAGCCCAGGCCUUAUGGGCAGGGCCCGCCUCCAGGUGGGGCUCCACCCAAUGUGGAUCCUGAGGCCUACUCCUGGUUCCAGUCGGUGGAUGCAGACCACAGCGGCUACAUCUCCAUCAAGGAGCUGAAGCAGGCGCUGGUCAACUCCAACUGGUCCUCGUUCAAUGAUGAGACCUGCCUCAUGAUGAUAAAUAUGUUUGACAAGACCAAGUCGGGCCGCAUCGACAUCUACGGUUUCUCAGCCCUGUGGAAGUUCAUCCAGCAGUGGAAAAGCCUCUUCCAGCAGUAUGACCGCGACCGCUCAGGCUCCAUCAGCUACUCGGAGCUGCAGCAGGCUCUGUCCCAGAUGGGCUACAAUCUGAGCCCCCAGUUCAGCCAACUCCUGGUCUCCCGCUACUGCCCGCACUCUGCCAAUCCCUCCAUGCAGCUGGACCGCUUCAUCCAGGUGUGCACCCAGCUGCAGGUGCUGACCGAAGCCUUCAGGGAGAAAGACACCGCCGUCCAGGGCAGCAUUCGGCUCAGCUUCGAGGACUUCGUCACCAUGACAGCCUCUCGGAUGCUCUGACCCCGCCCAUCUCCAGAGUGGCCCUUUCUGGGCCCCUUAGAGUGGGAGGGCCAUGUGGGCCUCCCCUUCUCCUGCCCUUCCUAGCAAAACCUUCUCCCUGGACUUCUACAGCACGCUUCCCACGAGGGCGGGGGCUCCUGCAUCAGAGCCACCAAACAGGUGGGGCCAGGCAUGGGGAAGUACUAGGCAGUGGAUGUCCUGACAGCCCCAGGCACCAGAGUCACCAGCCGUGGCCAAGGAUUUAGGGUCCAGUCAGCUGGGCCCUGCCUAUACUCUAGCACUCCCUCCUCUGUCCUGACACCAGUGGGAAGCCCUUGCCAGCAGGUGCACUCUCUCACCUGUGUGUCUUCCCUGCUGAGCCCCGUGUCUGCAAAGUGGGAUCUGACCGAGCCUGAGAGAGAGCUGCCUGCCCCCGGCAUGUUUACACUUAGCCCCCCACCCCGUGCUGCGCCCCCUCACCCCUCCACCCUGGUGCGUCCCAGGGGGGACCUUCCAGCUGCCUGGAGGGACUUGGGCCAGGCUGCCAUGCUCCCAUCUUGGAGUCCCACUUGCCUGCCAUGCUUGGCUGACAGUUGCCACCUCCCACAGCCAAGGUGUGGGGGGGUAUUUUGUUUAUCCACUUGUCAGGGUUUGUUUUGUGUUAUAUCUGGGGCCAAACGUCCAAUGAAAGUGUGAGCUUCAAUAAAAGAACGAGGAGGAGUGGUGUCUAA